AUGUACACUCUUCUUGUCUGUGCGGAUCUGUAUGGAGAGAAGUGCAACCUGGAGCUGAGUUUUCCGUCGAUGCCGACAAUCACAGAGCUGCAACGGAAAACACUGGUGGUAUUCGCAGCGGAGGCUAACCUGAGACGCCCACACGGGUAUCCGUCGAUGGAUUUUACUAUCGCACGCAUCCAGAUAUACGACGAUGCCCUCAUGACUUGGGUAGACUUGACGUCCCCAACGCAGUUGCACGAGUACGACCAGCUCUACGUAUUCCAGCCGCAGAGCCCGUGGCACAUGGACCUGCAGAAGGACUUACCCCCGCCUUGCCCACCGUCACAGAGCCGUGCCGCUUCUGCCGUUCACUCGGCGGCCAAUUCCCCCUACAAGAAUAGGAGCCACACGCAAAACACAUCUUAUCGACAAGACACUUCUGCCGGGUCAAUGAAUAGCAGCACGGCUAUCUCGCCUACAAAGAUGCGC
Messenger RNA from Trypanosoma grayi, 471 nucleotides. RefSeq names its product calmodulin-like protein containing EF hand domain. The record is from RefSeq and is a predicted model, not a curated record. The annotation marks the transcript as partial. The transcript has a single exon. NCBI's taxonomy places the organism in Eukaryota, Euglenozoa, Kinetoplastea, Trypanosomatida, Trypanosomatidae.